UAUCAGUGAGUUUAUAAUUUUUGUAAAAAAGUAUUAUUAAUUUCAUUUUGAAAUUAUGACAAUGAUCCAGUUCAACUGGAUUUGGAAAAUUAUUAUCCAGUAUAUGAUGCUUAUUCUACACACUCAGCCUGAGAUAGUUAAUACGGAGAGGUCUAUGAAAACAAUAUUUUCAUGUUUAAACCGAACUGCUGGUUUUUAUGCAGAUAUUAAUGCUAGUUGUAAGAUAUAUCACACUUGUGAUGAAUAUGGAAAUAAAUUCACUUAUCAUUGUCCUGAGGAAACUGCUUUUCGACAAGAUGCUCUGAUAUGUGAUCAUGCUCAUCUUGUGCAAUGCCAAGGAAGUAUUAUUUCUAGUACAAAAGAAUAUAUUAAAGAAGAAAAGGACAAUAGUUCUGAUACAAAACACUCAAUAGAUAACGAUCAAUCCCUUUUUCAUUCUUUUUACAUGACACAACCAACAAACACAAGUAAUAAAGAAAGAUAUGGAUUUGUCUUUAAUUCAAGACAAAUUUUUAAGAAUUUUAAUAAGACAGAAACAACUGGAAGGGAUAUAAUAAGCUCAUUUUAUCCAUUAAGUUAUAUUAAUUAUACUACAAAUAUUCCUAUUGAUCAUUCUAUAAAUACACAAUCUAUGCAUAUAAUAAGUCAAUAUAAUGAAAAUGGAUUAAGAAAAAAUGAAAAUUUUUCUACUCCAAGUCAAAGCUUCCAUGAGAAGGAUAAACUUAAUGAAAAACUAAUACGAAUGAAUCAAAAAGGUUAUUUAUACCAAAAAGUAAAUGAUGCUUUAUAUAGUUUUCUAAAAUUACCUUCAAAUACAUUUUCUGGAAGUAAUCAAACUCAGGAGAAUAAUGUAAAAAUCUAUCAAUCGACAAAAAAUCCUAUUGACUUUUUAAAAUUAUCACCUAUAAAUUAUAGGAAUUACCCAUAUUUAGAAACUUUGAAAUCUAUACAAAAGAAUACAAAAAUGAUUUCUACUACAGUUCAUAGUACAACAGCAAGUAUGACACUAUCUACUACAGAAAUACCUGUGUAUGCUCUAACAUUGUCUUUAAAACCUUUAAUACCAAGCGAACUAGAAUAUGAUCCAUAUUAUCCAAAAUUCUCAACAACAACAGAACCUUAUUAUACUUCUACGCAGAACCUAAAAGAAUGGUCUACUCAAACAGUGCGGUCAACUACUCACCUUGAACUUCCAGCAGUUUUACCAGACUUAAAUUCUUUGGAUGACAUUGUUGAUCGCAGGAAGUUACUUUACAUUCCUCGAAUUAAAUUCAAUUAAUAAAAUGACGUUUUCAGAGAUUAUCUAUUAUUUCUAUUUUGUCCAAUGUAAAACAUUCGUUGCAUUAGCCAUUUCCUGUUCACGAACUUUCUUUGAUGAAACUGUAGAAAGGCUAACUAUUUUGCAACUUCGAUGAUUUUUGGAUAUAUUAUAGAAAUCGAUAUUUUGGAUAACUUCUUCCUAUACAUGAGGGUGACUCGCUUACUUUUCAAGAUAUUCGCGAAGAACUAUCAUUGCUACUGCAGCAAAUUUUGCUUGUAGUUCCAUGACUGUAGUAACAUAUGCGUCAGUAUUGAUUGCCGGCAGCUUAUCUUCUGUUUAUAAACGAGAUGGAGCGAGCUUAAAGACUUCAUGCGCAAUGUGCAUAUGCGAGGUUGCAAGAAAUAUCUAUUAUAACUUAUAAUUCAAUUAAGAGUGAAUAUCAUCAAUGUAUUGGGUUAGAUAUCUCAAUUCGGCUGUCGCAUGGCAGCUAGUGUCACGUAAAAUAAAAAAAAAAAGAAAUCGAAGAUGAAAACAAAAAUAAAAAAUAAAAAAUAAAAAGAGAAUUUAUUUUUUAACACUUGAUUUACA
This is a messenger RNA of Bombus pyrosoma, 1849 nucleotides long. RefSeq lists its product as uncharacterized. Gene Ontology annotation, cellular component: extracellular region. Lineage: Eukaryota; Metazoa; Arthropoda; Insecta; Hymenoptera; Apidae. Gene Ontology annotation, molecular function: chitin binding. The transcript has 3 exons. The record is from RefSeq and is a predicted model, not a curated record. The coding region runs from base 56 to 1279 and encodes 407 amino acids.